AUGCAGAAAUCACUGGACAGAUUUGUGGGCUUCCGGUUUGUCCACACACUAGCCUAUGGAAAUGAAGUUUGCUAUGAAAGGCUGGGAUGCUUUAAAAAUGAUUUUCCAUGGAUGAAGAUUUUUCCAGGAUACAUCAAAAGCAUGCCCGCUUCUCCGGAGGAGAUAAACACUCGUUUUCUGCUCUACACCAUACACAAUCGCAAUACCUACCAGGAGAUCAGUGCAGUUAAUUAUUCAACUAUCCGAGCCUCCUAUUUUGGAACAAACAAGAGGACUCAUAUCAACAUUCCUGGGUUCAACUCACACGGUGAAUGGCAGAGAAACAUGUGCAAUACGUUGCUGCAAGUGGAAGAUGUGAACUGCAUUAAUUUAGACUGGUUUAACGGCUCCCUCAACUACUUCAGCGCUGUCAACAACUUCCGAGUGGUCGCCGCGGAGGUGGCUUACUUUAUUAAUACUCUGAAAACGGAAUUUGGCUAUCCCCCUUCUAAAGUGCACUUGAUUGGCCACAGCCUGGGAGCACACCUGGCAGGUGAAGCGGGGUCAAGGACGCCAGGCCUCGGAAGGAUAACCGGGUUGGAUCCUGCUGGGCCGUAUUUCCACAGCACUCCGAAGGAAGUCAGGCUGGAUCCCUCAGAUGCCGAGUUUGUCGACGUGAUUCACACAAAUGCAGCUCACUUAGUUUUUGGGUUUGGAUUGGGGACUGUUGCUACCUCUGGUCACCUGGACUUUUACCCAAAUGGAGGAAAGUACAUGCCUGGAUGCAAUGACUUUCUUACACCUUUAUUUACAUUGAAAUGGGACAGUUACAGCAAAGAAGCCGCUUCCAUUGACUGUAACCAUGCCCGGAGUCACCGCUUUUAUGCAGAGAGCAUUCUCAACCCUGAUGCAUUUAUUGCUUAUCCUUGCAGAUCCUACAAAUUUUUUAAAGCGGGGAAGUGUUUCCAUUGUCCAAAAGAAGGUUGCCCAACAAUGGGUCACUUUGCUGAUAGAUUUUACCUCAAAAACAUGAAGCAUGAUAGGACAUAUUUUUUAAACACAGGGACUGUUGCCCCAUUUGCUCGUUGGAGGCACAAGUUGUCUGUCAAACUCAGUGGAAACAAUUCCACUUGGGGGAGCAUAUUCCUCCGAGUAAGUGGAACGAUUGGGAAAACAGAGGAAUUGAAUAUAGCCAGAGGUGAUCUUAAGCCAGGCAUGACUUACACAAAAUUCAUUGAUGCAGAUAUUAAUGUUGGGAACAUUACAAGUAUUGAAUUCAUUUGGAAGGAGUAUUUGUUUGGAUAUUCUCAGAAUAAGUUGGGAGCAGAAAUGGUGACAGAUAUAUCUGGAAAAUAUGGAUAUAAGUCUACAUUCUGUGGUGAGGACAUAGUAGAAGCUAAGAUUGUCCAGAUUCUGAAACCAUGUUAUUCCUAA
This is a messenger RNA of Elephantulus edwardii (Cape elephant shrew), 1413 nucleotides long. RefSeq names its product pancreatic lipase-related protein 3 (gene PNLIPRP3). Bases 1 to 1413 code for a protein of 470 amino acids. Lineage: Eukaryota; Metazoa; Chordata; Mammalia; Macroscelidea; Macroscelididae. The record is from RefSeq and is a predicted model, not a curated record. Gene Ontology annotation, biological process: lipid metabolic process. The transcript is spliced from 12 exons. Gene Ontology annotation, molecular function: triacylglycerol lipase activity; protein binding.